Messenger RNA from Strongyloides ratti, 1641 nucleotides. Its product is annotated as Major facilitator superfamily and Major facilitator superfamily domain, general substrate transporter-containing protein. Gene Ontology annotation, molecular function: transmembrane transporter activity. Lineage: Eukaryota; Metazoa; Nematoda; Chromadorea; Rhabditida; Strongyloididae. The transcript has 4 exons. Gene Ontology annotation, biological process: transmembrane transport. The record is from RefSeq and is a predicted model, not a curated record. The coding region runs from base 1 to 1641 and encodes 546 amino acids.
AUGUUAUCAUUUGCCAAAAAAACAGACCCAGUUGCACAUAUUCUAAUGAAAUUAUCACCAAAGUUAAGAUUAUCUAUUAUAAUUUGUGGAGCAGUAUUAAUUCAUUUAUCACUUGGAACAUAUCAUACAUUUGGAAAUAUGUUACCAUAUAUGGCAUCAUAUAUGAAAAAUUAUACAAAUCCAAGUAUAAAAAUUGAGCAUAUGAUAUGGAUUCCAACAUUUCAGGGAUGUUUUCCAUUUGCAAUGAUUAUUGGUGGAUAUCUUUCAUUAUACUUAACACCUAGAAUAGCAAUUGGUAUUGGAUGUUUUAUUAUGUCUUUAGGAGUUUUUUUAUCUUCUUAUACCAUUUCAUAUUCAUUUAAUGCUUUUUUCAUAACGUAUGGUAUUAUGUUUGGAUUGGGGCAGGGAAUAGCAUAUGUAACAACAGUGGCAGUUGCAAUAAAUUGGGCACCAAAUAAUGUUGGUCUUGUUUCUGGUAUUGUUGCUGGAGGUUUUGGUAUAAGUUCUAGUAUUUUUGCCCCAAUUCAAACAGAAUUAAUAAAUCCUAAAAAUUUAGAAACAUCAAAAAAUGGAUAUUUUACACAACAAGAAUUAUUACAAAAUGUACCAAAUGUAUUUUUUAAAUUAAGUAUUGCAUAUAUAAUUAUGCAAUGUAUAGGAUUAAUUGUUAUGUGUAAUCCACCUGUCAAUUCAGAAGAGUUAAAUGAAAAACAAUUAAAUGAUCCACCUAUAUUUAUUAAAUUGUAUGACAAAAUUACAAUUGAAAAUAUUCCCUAUUUUAGAGAUAUUCAAAAGUUUUUUAUUAAUAAUAUAUUAUAUUGUUUUUCAAUAGAAAGACAAAGAUUUUAUAUCCCAAAUUAUUAUGAUGAUCGAUAUAAUAAUAUAAUGUAUACAUAUCUUAAUGAUUCUAAUAAUAAUUUGGAUGCUGAAACAUAUGAUAACAUAGAAAGGGAAAAUGAUGAAAUAUUAAAUCAAAAUGAAACAGAAACAUCUUCAACAAGUUCUUUAUCAAUAUCUAGUUAUGAAGAAUCAAAAAAUGAUGAUUCAUCAAUGAUCCCAUCAAAAGUUUUAAAAAGUUCAACAUUUUACCUAUUAUUUAUGGCAUUAUUUUGUUGCUCAUUUUAUGGAAAUUUUUACUAUAAUUUUUAUAAAACAUUUGGUGAAACUUUUAUAUCAAAUGACAAAUUUUUUGCCUAUGCAUUUUCAGUUGGUUCAAUUGCUAAUGCCAUUGCUAGAAUUGGAUGGGGAUUACUUACUGAUAUGACAAGUUUUCAGGUAACAAUGUCAAUUGCAAGUUUUUUAUCUGGUGGAUUAUUAUUAACAAUGCCAUUAACUAAAUUAUUUGGACAGUACAUCUACUUUUUAUGGUUAAUAUUAAUGUUUAUCUGCCUAGCAGCAACACAUGCAUUAUUUAUUACUGCAAUUGUCAAAUGUUUUGGACCAAAAUAUAAAGCAACAAAUUAUGGAUUCUUAAUUUUAUCAACAACAUUGUCAGGAAUUUUAUUAUCCCUGACAAGUCAAUAUUUCUUGGCUGAUUUAGGAUAUACAUGGAUAUUUAUAUUUGUAUCACUAUUUCCAUUUACUACAUUUAUCUUAACAUUACUUGUUCAAUUAACUCCUCAAGGAAAAAAAAUUAUCUAG